Molecule: messenger RNA, 1726 nt
Organism: Closterium sp. Naga37s-1
Lineage: Eukaryota; Viridiplantae; Streptophyta; Zygnematophyceae; Desmidiales; Closteriaceae
Source: the annotation of a GenBank genome assembly
CGCAGCAGACGGCGGCGAGUGCGCGCGUGGGGUGGGCGGUGCUGCACGUGGUGGUGCCGGCGGCGCUGCUGCUGCUCAACACGUCGCUCGCGCAGGCCCUUGUGCAGCAGCCCGUGGGGGCGGAAGCGGUGUGCUACGGGGUGCUCUUCCUCGCCACGCUGCUGCAGUACCUCUACACCUCGGGCUCCUCGCCUGGGUGCGUGCGCUCUUCCCUGCCCUGCUCCGCUCUGCUCCGCUCCGCUCUUCCCUGCUCUGCUCUUCCCUGCUCUGUUCUUCCCUGCUCUGCUCUUCCCUGCUCUGCUCUUCCCUGCUCUGCUCUUCCCUGCUCUGCUCUUCCCUGCUCUGCUCCGCUCUGCUCCGAUCUUCUCUGCUCUUCAUGAAUGAUCCAAGCCCCGUGCAGGACCCCAUUGCAUGUGCGUUCUCUCCUUGGUGUGCAUGCAUCCUGGCCGGCAGGUACGUGCAGGAUGUGGCUGGCAGCCUGCAGGCAGCCGUGACAGCAGCCAAUGCACGCCAUGCCGCCACACACGCCGUGCCACCCCCUUCACCAGCAUCCCCCCCUCCAACCGUGUCUCCUGCAGCAGCAGUGGCAGUGCCAGUGGCUCCAGCAAUGGCAGCAGCAACGGCAGCAGCAGCAGCACAGGGGGCAGGGGAGGUUGCAGUGAAGGGGGGCUCAGAUGGUGGGGCUGGUGCAGCAGAGGAGGACGAGUGCGAUGGGGGGGUUGGUGAAGGGGAUGAGAGUGCGUUGCUGGAUGGGGUCAAGGUUGAGACGAGCAGGGAUGACGCCUCCAUUGCUGCGUCCCCCUCCCCUCAUCCAUCCCAUCCAUCCCAACCAUUGCACUCUCCUCCCCAUCCUGCGCUGUGGUGCCUCUGCCCCCUCCCAGGGGGAAACGGGGUGAUGAGGGGGGCAGGGGGGAGUCUCAUCUGCACUCCCAACCCCUUCCGCUUGCUCCCAGCGCUGCGCAUCCCCAUGGGCCCUGGGCCCUGCUCGCGCCCUGCCUGCCAGGCUGCCGGUGGUGCGGGCACGUGGGGUGCAGGUGGUGCGGGGACAGGGGGUGCCGGUGCACAGCCAUCUCGACUCACAGCAGCGCGGUCAAAUUUCCUCGUCUCCCAAUUCAGCAGUGCGCGGCGGUGGUGCCCGUACUGCCGGGUGCAGCAGCCAGUGCGCGCCAAGCACUGCUACGACUGCGGCCGCUGUGUGCUGCGCUUUGACCACCACUGCUUCUGGGUCUCCACCUGCAUCGGCCUGCGCAACCACGCGCGCUUCUGGAGCAGGGUGUACCUGGUGUUGGAGUGCUGCCUCACGUGCUGGUCGCUCCUCAUCUGCCUCUCCGCCUUCACCGCCCCCGUCUCACCCAACCACUGGUCCGUCCCUCCUUGCCCCAUCCCUGCCUCACCUCCCCUCACACCCGCCUUGCCCCGUCCACGGCAUGCCACCCACCUCUCAUCCCCUGCUUCCAUGCUGGAGCACCAGCUGUCAGCGCUGGCGUUCACGGCGCUGCUGCUGCCGCUCACCGUGUUCCUUGCCAUCCUCGUGUGCUUCCACACGUCCGUACCUGGGGGCGUCCAUCCGUUCAGCCAGGGCGCCUGUCGCAACGUGCUGCACCUGUGCUGCCUCAGUCGCCAUGUGCUGCCGCUCUAUGCUGUCCCAUCACCAGCCGUGCUGCACGCCAUGGCCUCUGGGGCAUACACCACUCGCUCACGGACGUGGGGGCCGUGUUGCUCCUGA